GAGCCUGGAUCCUGGACAACAAGGUCCCCUACUCCCCACUGCCCUGGGCAGGGUCAGUUAGGGCGGCAGGUCUGAACACUAAUGAGAGUGGAAACAAUUGGGGGAUGUUGUAUAAAUGUAGGUUUUAAUUCAGUGCCUGAGACUUUGAAUGUCAGAGUAGCUCACAGCCCUGCUGGUUCUGCAGGACCUCAGAGCACACCUGAGUGACUAGAUUCAGAAUGAAAGGACCCAGGAUGUAGUCACUACAAAUAGAGUCUCGCAGAGAUCACUGAUUCUUCUGCCUCAUCUGGGAAAGUAUUUCUCAGGAUCAACUCAGAGGCAGGUUUAUUGCAGCCACCACCACAGCCCUACUGGGUCAUUUCAACAAGCCAAAGGAAUGUGAGUUUGUAUUUCAAAAACCAAACCACGACUUGGCUUUCCUGAUGAAAAUGUCAAUCUCUGCUCAUGUGCUUCCCCAGGCAUCCUAGAGGUCACUGUUGUGAUGACCCAAGGUUUCUGAGGUGGAUGAAUUGUUCUGGGAAACAGAACAGAAACAGGAAACUGGGAAGCCCAGGGGACAGAAAAACCAGACAGCCUGCCUGAGAGUGGUGGAUGAGAGAGUUUGUCACUCUGGUCACAGUGGAUCCAUUGUGUGCCUGAGCAGGGAGUGAGCAGAGAUGGACAGCAAGGGCAUGGCCAUCUCGGGUAUGCACAGAGGGGGUUCCAUGUACGGGGUGGGUGACCAGGGUGUGUUGGGCAGACCGCAACUCCACGCAUAACACCCAGAUUAAAACCUGAUUUGAGAGGAGCCAUCCGGGGCAUCCCUGGUCUGACUGUCCCCCUCUGCUGUCGUGUGAGGGUUGGAGUCAAGCAGCCCAGGAAAGAAAUGCUGCCAACCCACACUUUCAUUUGCACUUCUACUGGAAAGUCUUGCCUCUCAUGGAUCACCAUCUAAGAACUUCAGGCUGGGAGGGAACUUGGGGGCCAUUGCUCCUCAACAGGCACCACUCACCACCACCCUCUGCCUGCGCACCCCCACUUCUGGGGGACUCUCUCCCUCCAAAGGCAGCCAGCUCCAUGGUGUUGCAGAUCUGACCUCUGAGAAGCAUGCAGUCUCUUUAGAAUCAGCCUCCACCCUCUCACUAACCUUCCUUCCCCACCCCUCACCCCCGAGAGGCACCCUGGGUCUGUGCCCACCAUUCUUCCCCACUCAGCCACACCUCUGGCCAUCACACAGUGGGUCUCCAUGCCCCACGGGAGUGUGGCCAUCACACAGUGGGUCUCCAUGCCCCACGGGAGUGUGGUGGUCAGCCCCGUGCAGUGCAGACAAGGGCGGUCUGGGCUGUGACGGGGCAGGAAGCGGCACCCAGCAGGAGGACCCAGACGCUGAGCAGGUGUGAGCGUGUUGGAGGCUCCCAGGGCUCCAAGCAGUCGCCUCACAGGUGCUCCGAGGAGCCAGGACAGGGAAGGACACGCCCAUCUCCCUGUCCUGCCGCUCCUCAGACCAUGGAGGUGGGCUGUCCCCUCCACGUGUUUUCCAACACUGGGACGCUGGCAGGAGCCCCCCCUAGGCCCUCAAGGACACACGGCGCUCUGCUGACAGCAUGGCACUGUGGUCCAGGCUCCAGACAGUGAGGCUGAGAUGGGGCUCAGGGGUUGCAGGAGAGACAGAAAACACACAACUUGGCCUCUAGGGGGCUGGUUCCUGCUCUAUUCCCUUCCUGGAGAUGGAAUCAUCACAAACUCAAGAGCAGGUCAGUCUGAGCACAUCAGAGAUGGGCAGUGUGGUCUCUUGGUCAGUAGGCAGUGAGGCACUGAAGGCUCUCUGGUCUGCAAGAGAAUGUGACCUGUGACCUUGACCUACUACUCCCUCUUGCCGUCCCCGCCUGCUCUCUGCUGUCUACUCUGGGUGUCAUCAGUUCAGGCCAUGCCACCCCACAGAAAUGGAAACCUCUCAGAGAUGCCUCUGCAGGAGUUCAUGCUGGAGGGAUUUGAGGGAGGUCUGCAGACCCAGGCCCCACUCUUUGCUCUGUUCCUGGCCCUGUACAUGGUGGCCGUCCUGGGGAACCUCACCAUGAUCGUGCUCAUCACCCUGGAUGCCCGUCUGCACUCCCCAAUGUACUUCUUCCUCAAGAACCUCUCCUUUGUGGACUUUUGCUAUUCAUCUGUCAUCGCCCCCAAGGCCCUGGCCAACUUCCUGUCCUCCUCCAAGGUCAUCACCUUUGCAGGAUGUGCCACCCAGUUCUUCUUCUUCUCCCUGCUGGUCACCACUGAAGGAUUCCUCUUGGCCGUGAUGGCCUAUGACCGCUUCAUGGCCAUCUGCAGCCCCCUGCGCUACCCCAUCUCCAUGCGCCCCUCGGUCUGUGCCCGCCUGGUGCUGGGCUCCUACUGCGGGGGCUGCCUCAACUCCAUCCUGCAGACCAGCUUCACAUUCAGCCUCCCGUUCUGCAGCUCCAACCACAUCGACCACUUCUUCUGUGAUGUGCCCCCUCUGCUCAAACUCGCCUGUGCUGACACUACCAUCAAUGAGCUGGUCAUGUUUGGCCUGUGUGGGCUCAUCAUCGUGGGCACCACACUCGUGGUCCUCGUUUCCUAUGGCUACAUCACAGGGACCAUCCUGAGGAUGCGCUCAGGAGGAGGGAGACACAAGCUCUUCUCCACCUGCGGCUCCCACAUGACAGCCGUGUCCCUCUUUUAUGGGACUGUCUUUGUCAUGUAUGCCCAGCCGGGAGCUGUGGGGUCCAUGGAGCAGGGCAAGGUGGUCUCUGUCUUCUACACCCUGGUCAUCCCGAUGCUCAACCCCCUCAUCUACAGUCUGAGAAACAAGGAUGUGCAGGAUGCCCUGUGGAGACUGGGGCAGAGACACACAGCCACGUGAAGGAGGGUGGCCAGAGAGACAGUGUCCUGAGAACAUAGCAAGAGGGUUUUAGGGGAGGCACUGGGUUUUCUCUGAGGAAUAUAUUCUUCAUUCAUGCAAUUCACCCAUUUUCACUCAAUCCUUUGUGGAAGCACAUGUUGGACCACACAAGCAAGUCUGAGAUGCAGAGAUGGAUAAUGCCACUGGAAAAAUAAUGGCCCAUGAUGGGGCAAGAUUCUAAUCUCAAAGUCUGGAUAAUACAGCAGGCAGAGUAAUGAGCAGAGUAUUGAAACGACGCAUGUAUUCCAGGUUCAACGUCCUCCAGGGAAGGUAUGAAACAGUCUGAGCCCUCUCUCUUCACUUCACCUAUGAAUCUAAUGUAAAUGUGUGCUUAGCAAUCUCCCCUGGAGCACAUAGAAAUGGCGGGGGUGGGGUGGCUGGGCGGGUGCAACAGGACGCUUAUCCUGGCCCCUUCCUUGGUGAUAGCCUGGGUCCCCACACAGGGAAUUAGGGGAGUUAGGAAGACCACGCUUCCCCUCAAUCCUGCAACGGGGGUGUUCCUCCCCACCCCCGCCCUGUUCACUGAUGCCGCCACCCAGCAAGGCAGCAGGGAGCACCUGCUCCUGCUUCAGAGGCUCCCAGUGCUCCCCGUCCUGGGUUCUCCCCUCAGACAGCAGCUGGGAGCCCCAGGGAGUCAGCGUGGGUGCCCGACACCCAAAGUUCACCAUCCAACCUGACAGGUGACAGUGUCCUGACUACGUGUGACCUUAAGAAAUGGGGCCUUGUCAGCACAGACAUCUCGGAAUAAGGGUGGAGGGCCUGGUGCUGCUGCAGAGAGCAGGGGUGGGGAGGGAGGGGGCAGUUUCCUGGUGAUGAGCACAGCUCCCUGCUCUCUGUCCCAGACUCCCUGGGAGCCUUAAUUUUGACCAGCCCAUCAGUGCUCCAUUCUUGUGCUCCAUGGACCCAACACACAGCCUGGACUCAGAGCCCAGUGGCC
Molecule: messenger RNA, 3833 nt
Organism: Odocoileus virginianus texanus
Lineage: Eukaryota; Metazoa; Chordata; Mammalia; Artiodactyla; Cervidae
Source: RefSeq, a predicted model, not a curated record